UUCUUGCUAUCCAAGCUGCUCAGGUGAAUUAUUCCAUAUAUCCAAGCUUAAAACGUGACAAGGAUGAUUGGUGGGCUGUGUUCAAAAUCAAAGCAAGAUCUGUUAUUGAUCUUCCUGAGCAAGUGAAUGUGACAACCCCCCCUGCACGGGAAGAACCAUUUCAAGAAGAUGAAAUUGAAGUCCCUUUGAUUCAAAUUGACGAUGAUGAUGAUCAACAACAAUAUUUGAAUGAUCAAAACGAUGUACUAGUUGAAAUUAAUGAAGAGGAUGUUGAAGAUGAAGAAGAGCUUGAAUUGGACUCAGAAAGUGAUGAGGAAUGCUAUGAUGUAUAUGAUAGUGAUACUAAUUAGAAUUAGGAUGCGAGGCAACGGUCGCAGGGGAGGUUUGUUGGGUCAUUCACAGUCAAGGCAGUCACCUGUGCAGGAUGAGCCUAAUGAUCAACUAGACCAAUCUACACAGGGUCAGCCUCAGGUUCCUUCACGAUCCACUGGGAGGUCGACACCAGAUCUGGAGGGGUCUACUGCUUCAACACAGCAUCGAGCUACACCUCCACCUCCACCGCCACCACCUAUUACCCCAUCUUCUGAGCCUGCAAUUGGAUCAACCUCUGGUCAUGAAGGUCAUUCAGUUGGGGUAGCACCAAUAUCAUCGAUGGAUGGCCUAUCACUCACUACAUAUGGAAGAAAGAAACGAAUAAAGCUCAUUAAUGGCAUGUAAGUA
This is a messenger RNA of Hevea brasiliensis (rubber tree), 720 nucleotides long. RefSeq lists its product as uncharacterized. Lineage: Eukaryota; Viridiplantae; Streptophyta; Magnoliopsida; Malpighiales; Euphorbiaceae. The record is from RefSeq and is a predicted model, not a curated record. The transcript is spliced from 2 exons. The coding region runs from base 259 to 717 and encodes 152 amino acids.